Dujonia railenensis is the source of this 1716-nucleotide messenger RNA. The record is from the annotation of a GenBank genome assembly. NCBI's taxonomy places the organism in Eukaryota, Fungi, Ascomycota, Pichiomycetes, Serinales, Debaryomycetaceae.
AUGGCAAUGGCUGAUAGAAGACCGCUCGGAAAUGGUUUCCCAGUCACAUCAUCCACGCCUGCUUCGCCCUCGUUCAACCCGAAGGGCUUAAGUCUGGGAGUCUUAUCUUCCAGCAACUCGCUGGUGAGUUCUCCUUCAGUUCUGAUGAACUCUCCAGUUACCACGUCCACCGAUGCUAGUGCUGUCACAAGCAACGUUGACUUGGACAUGGCCCCCAACAACUACCCAUUCAAAUCGAAAGUAAAUGACCUCAAGUCAAGAUAUUCUGAUUCGGAUGGGAAACCUUUGACUCCUGAGAAGAGUUUAAGUCCUGUUGAAUUGUCUCCCACCCUGAGAAGCAUCUCUCCAGAUUCUUUGAUGAAUGAGAGGCAACCACAACAACAACAGCAACAGCAGCAACAAAUGAGUUCUUCUGGAUAUAUUAAAAAGCCAAAGAACUCUUCUCGUGCUCCAAUUGCUACUGGGAUUUCGACAACCAUCCCAGUCACUGGUGAAAAGCCUAAGCCAGAACAGAAGAAUGACGCCUCGUUGCAGGACGACGUCUUGUACGCUAUCUUCUUAAUCUUGUACGAAAAGGACGCUGAAGGCCUAGGCAUGACUGUCAAGCAAAUCUGUGACACUUUAGUAGAACGUCACCCAGAAAUGGCCAAUCUUUCCACGAAGACUUCCAACUUGGUUAGUGCCAAGUUGAACGCCUACGUGAAAAGGGUGGAAAAGGGUGACUCGAACUUGAAGUAUGCUUUAUCGAGAGAUUGGGCAGACGCUUCUCCAAAGAGAAUGGUCUACGUUUAUCGUGGGUUGUUGACUGAGGAUUUCCAUUUGCAUGUGAAGAAUGUAAUGAAGCAACAACAGCAACAGCAAAUUCAACAUGGACAACUCCAAGGAAAUCAACAAGGACAACCUCAGCAAGGACAAUAUCAGCAAGAAAACUCAAUAAGCCAAGCUGGCAACCAAAACAUUAGUAACGACAUCAAAAAAUUCAACUCUAUGGUUUCUGCUGCAGGCAACUCUGGUAGCUCUAGUAUCAAGGCUCGUAGACAAACAAUGUUUGAUUUGGGUGUGACUAAAAACACAUUCUUGGACACUCCAAUUGAUAAAUCAAACUUGUUUGUCCCUUAUUCCUCAGCUCCAGUUACUGCUAGUUUAUCUGGUGAAGCAUCCAAGAAUAAUACUGACUACGAUUCUGAAUAUUCUUCUUCUUCCAGUGGUAUUAGAAAUGGGUUAAAUGAUGUUCACAUUAGCUCUACUGACAACAACAAUGUUGUAGUCAGUGGUGGUGAUGUUACUGAUGCUGACGCUGAUAAUGGUUCUGAUAUUGAUUUUGAAGAUUUUGAAGUGUUUGACGACGAUGACGAUGAUUUAAUCGAUAUCGAAUCGUUCAAGACCUUUAACAAGGCCAAACGUUCCAAAUCUUUAUCAUACUUGACCAUGGGGAAGAAAUCGAAGAUUCUUACAGCUGCUGCUGCAGCCCCAAGAGCCUCCAGAUCUCCAAGCUCACAUAGUCCUAAUGCAGCAGCAGCUGCUGCAGCACUUCACGCAGCUGCUAUUAAGGCUAUGCUACCAUUAUCAUUCAGCCAAAGCACUGAUUUGGGAAUGAAAUCUGGCUCCAUCCACAAUAAGAAGUGGUUAAAUGUCGUGAGAAGCGGAUUUAUGACUCAAGAUAUUGGGACCCCAGAGGAUAUUAGUUUAUCAGAUUUAGAUAAAUUCUUCACCUAA